AGUUUCAAUAGAAAUUUUGGUGCGUUAAUAAAUUACAAGUUUCGUUAAUGCUGACAUGCAAUAAUGUUCAAUACAAAUGCACAAAAUUGGUAUGGCAUGGCCCAAUCGGUUGCUGCACCUGCUUCAACUGGCGGCAACGUUGCCCAAUUGAUUAACAGUACUAAUAAUAAUGACAAUGGAAGCUCGCAUUCCCAUGUACAUCCAUUUAUGCGUCAACGCUCGAUGACUUGCUCCAAUCCGAAGCUGGAGCGUAACGCCUUGGCACUACGCCCACAAUCUCCGCCCAAUGUCCAAGUGGAGUACGAAGUAGCCGUGCCCUUUAUGUCUGGAUAUAGACACACGCCGUAUCAUUCGCUAUGGGAUCUGCAUCAGUGCUCCUCAACGCCGCCCACAAGCCUUUCGCAUAUGGCGCGUAUGAUGGACUCUUUGAUAUUGGACUCGCUGUCACCAUUUGCCUUCACCAAAAUCACCACCACCAGCAGGCCUUCCCGGAGCAAUGCCGUCAAGAAGCCGGCGGCAGAGAGUGCUCAUUCACAUCCAUCUGCGACAUCUUAUCGGCCUAUUAACAAUCUGGGAGCGAAUGCACCCAAUGGCUUGGGUAUUGGCGGUACGCUGCCGUUACGCAAGCCACGUUUACCCACACAAGUCUCCGUAACAGAGGUAGCACCACAACCACGCUCCAACCAGCCCGCAAUGUCGUUUCCCUCGCAGCAGCAACAGGAUAGUCGCUGGGUUUCCUCAUUGCGUCGACGGGAUCCGGAAUUGCAGCCAACGCUGCCAUCCAUUAGCAGCAAUUUGAACAGCAACAGUCUCAGCCAGAGUCAUCAUGGUAGUGCCGGCAACGUGGGCAUCACUGCAAGCUCCACGGGCAGCAAUGCCGGCGUCGGAUUGCGUCUAGGUCGUCCGGUCAGAGGAUCUGCUCUAACGGCGGCUGUCCGGAAGAGUCGCUCCGUGGAGCGUUUACGGGCACGCAAGCUGAGCACCACAACACAGCUGACGCUGAAGCACAAGGCUGUGAAGAAGAACUCGCUGGAUGAGAACUCGAAUUCGGAUGACCAGGAUGCGACCACUUCUCUAGAGGAUAACUCGCAUGCCACUCAAUCCACCACGCACAAUACACCGAGAUGUUCACCCAAGACAAAGACUAAGCAUUUCUCGCCUCUCGGCUAUGAGGGACAUCUGGUCGAUACCCUGGAGAAAGAUAUACUGCAGCGGCAUCCUUGCAUCAAAUGGACUGAUGUUGCUGGCCUCAACGAGGCCAAGACCAUAUUGCAGGAAGCCGUUGUGUUGCCCAUUAUAAUGCCCGAGUUCUUUAAGGGAAUACGCCGACCGUGGCGGGGCGUGCUUAUGGUAGGCCCACCGGGUACGGGCAAAACAAUGCUGGCCAAAGCCGUGGCCACUGAAUGCGGCACCACUUUCUUCAAUGUGUCCUCAUCCACACUAACAUCCAAAUAUCGAGGCGAAAGCGAAAAACUGGUCCGUCUGCUGUUUGAGAUGGCACGUUUCUAUGCUCCCAGCACAAUAUUCAUUGAUGAAAUCGAUGCACUCUGCGCCUCCCGCGGCAGCGAUUCGGAGCACGAAGCGAGCCGUCGUUUCAAGGCGGAGUUGCUGAUCCAAAUGGACGGUCUCAAUGCCAGUCUGCAGGACGACAAGGUCAUCAUGGUGCUGGCAGCUACAAAUCAUCCCUGGGACAUUGACGAGGCAUUUCGGCGACGUUUCGAGAAACGCAUCUACAUUCCACUUCCCAAUGAGGAAACUCGGGCAGCGUUGCUCAAGCUCUGCCUCAAGGAUGUCUCGCUGUCGCCAGACCUUAACCCGACCAUAAUUGGCGAUGAGAUGCAAGGCUAUUCCGGCUCAGACAUAAGCAAUGUUUGCCGUGACGCCUCCAUGAUGGCCAUGCGACGCCUGAUCUCGGGCCGAACGCCGCAGCAAAUUAAGCAAAUUCGUCGCGAGGAUGUUGACCAGCCCAUAACACUGCAGGACUUUCUGGACGCCCAAUUGCGUACCAAAAAGUCCGUAUCCGCUGACGAUGUUGCACGUUUCGAGAAGUGGAUGGACGAGUAUGGUUCAUGCUAGUUGUAUGGAUUGUGUGCUGCUGCAGCACCAGAUUUAUAAUGCCCCCCUAUAUUUAUAACCAUAUGUACUUCCAAUACGCGAACCUCCUUUUUUUAAUUAAUGUAAAAACAAUACAUGUUAGCUAUACUUUUACUGCAUA
This is a messenger RNA of Drosophila innubila, 2215 nucleotides long. It is a transcript of the gene kat-60L1, whose product is annotated as katanin p60 ATPase-containing subunit A1. Bases 64 to 2076 code for a protein of 670 amino acids. NCBI's taxonomy places the organism in Eukaryota, Metazoa, Arthropoda, Insecta, Diptera, Drosophilidae. The record is from RefSeq and is a predicted model, not a curated record. Gene Ontology annotation, cellular component: microtubule cytoskeleton. The transcript has 4 exons. Gene Ontology annotation, biological process: microtubule severing. Gene Ontology annotation, molecular function: microtubule severing ATPase activity; microtubule binding; ATP hydrolysis activity.